Ahaetulla prasina is the source of this 6565-nucleotide messenger RNA. RefSeq names its product rubicon autophagy regulator (gene RUBCN). Gene Ontology annotation, cellular component: early endosome; late endosome. NCBI's taxonomy places the organism in Eukaryota, Metazoa, Chordata, Lepidosauria, Squamata, Colubridae. Gene Ontology annotation, biological process: negative regulation of autophagosome maturation; negative regulation of endocytosis. The transcript is spliced from 24 exons. The record is from RefSeq and is a predicted model, not a curated record. Gene Ontology annotation, molecular function: phosphatidylinositol phosphate binding. Bases 305 to 3412 code for a protein of 1035 amino acids.
GUGACGGAGCGGCGGGGCGAGGAACGGGAGGCGGCGCCGGGCAGAGGUUUCCCGCCCCGGGCCCGGAGAUGGCAGCGGGCGGCGGCCUCGGACUGGGUGUCUCUCUGGCGGGCGGAGAGUCCGGGGGUCCCUGAGAGACGCCUCCCCCCCCCUCCGGGGAUGGAGGUCGGAGAGCAGGACGAGCGCAGUCGUUAAGCGAAUCACUGCAGCUGUUAAGUGAAUCACAUUGCCGUUAAGCAAAUCCGGCUUUCCCCAUUGACUGCGAUUGUCAGAAGCCGGCUGGGAAGUCGCAGACGGUGAUCACAUGACCUGGGGAUGCUACAACUGUUGUAAAUACAUUUUGAUUAGGGGUAGUCCUCGACAUACAACCACAACGCAGCCCAACACUUCUGUCAUUAAGCUUAAGAGAGAACACUGGACGUUGUUGGGGAACCUGAAGACUACGGUGGAAGGCUUGGUCUCCAUCAAUCAUCCCAACGUCUGGUCUAAAUAUGGCGGCUUGGAGCGGCUCUGCAGGGACAUGCACAGCAUCCUGUAUCAUGGCCUCAUCCUAGACAAGGUGCAUUGCCAGAAGACGGACUACUGGCAGUUUGUGAAGGAUGUGCGUUGGUUGAGCCCCCACGCAGCCCGUCAUGUGGACAAGUUUAUCCAUCUCCAUGAGAAUGGGCAGCAAAACCCGGACAGGACAAGGGAGCGAACCGUGGCCGAGCUCUGGCUUCAGCACAGCUUGCAGUUCCACUGCCUAUCGGCUCAGCUGAAGCCCCUCCUGGAGAACAAGCAAUAUAUCCGGAAAUUCUACACAGAUUCAGCUUUUCUGCUGAGCGACGCCCACGUCACCGUCAUGUUGCAGUGCCUGGAGGCUGUGGAGCAGAACAACCCUCGGCUGCUGGCUCAGAUAGACGCCUCUAUAUUUGCCAGGAAAGGGGAAGCCUCCGAGUCCAGGACGAAGAGCCUCACAGCCCUCCUGGGGUCCAUCCCUACCCCUCCCGCCGAAAGCGCAGCCCCUCGGUACCUCGGCUCCUUCUCGGGGCUUCCGUCCACCUGUGCCAGCAUCCAAGGUAAGGAAGACAGGAGACUAUCAAGCCCUCCAGCCUUCGGUGGCACCGGUCAGUCUCAAGAAAAUGCUGCUUGGGCUUCCGCUCAUCGGCACCAGGAAAGCAGGUGCUCCCAACACCCGGUCGGCCCUCCUCUUCCUCAUCUCAGCAUCUCUGGCCCCGACGACGACAACGACGGCAAUAAUGUCCCGGCUGCUGGAACAAGCCCCAGCCCUUUGCCCAACCUGAACUCAGAUUCCUGGUCCGGAAGCCAAGAUGAAACGGACGGGCCAGAAUAUCUGGCCAUUGGCAAUCUCGGCCGACCGAGUCGGCCCUGCGACAGCCCUGAAGAAUCUGGCACGGCCACCUUGAACAGUUCCGGUAGCAGCACCUCCAAUCUGUUUUCGUCCAGCAGUUCCCAGAAGCAGGAGUCGGGUUCCUCCUGGGGGGAGCCGGGAGGCAGCUGGAAGUCCUCGCUCUUGCGACGGUCCAGCUUCUCCGAGGGACAGACCUCGGUCCUGCAAGGGAAACCCAAGCGGAGCCACGUCCGCUCCCAUUCGGACACCAACGUAGCUUCUGCGAAAGCUCAUGAGUCCAAUGGAGACAUUUCGCAGUACAAGGGCAGCCUGGCCUGUUCGAUGCAGAGCAAGGAUGGAAGCACACCUAGGUCGGUCGACGUCGAAUACGACAUCGGCCAGUAUCUGCAUCCGGCCGAAGGGAUGUUCCGGAGACCUACAGAAGGCCAAUCCCUGAUCAGCUACCUGUCAGAACAAGAUUUUGGCAGCUGUGAAGACCUGGAGAAGGAAAACGCCCACUUCAGCAUCUCCGAGUCCCUCAUUGCCGCCAUCGAGCUGAUGAAAUGCAACAUGAUGAACCGUCAGAUGGAAGAGGAGGAGGAAGAGAGUGACAAGGUGAUUCAAGACCUCAAGCAGAAGAUCCGUCUCCGCCGGCAACAAAUUCGAACCCGCUACCUCCACCCGGCGUGCCAGGAUGUGGGCUCUGACAGUCUGAAAGCAACAGACAGUGGAUCGUAUUUCAGCUCCCAAGACUCAACCUGCCCCUCCGACUCGGGAUCUGCGGAAGAGGUGGAUGAGUACGAGAUCCGAGAUGGAAACGAAGGAUCCAACCUGAUUCAUAUGUCGAACAGUGACCUCUCCGUCUCGAUGGCCUCGUUGUUUUCAGAUGCGGACAUCAAGAGGAGCCAACCCCCGAGUAAAAAGUCCUUCCUUUCCUCUGGUUCCACGAGCUACCACAGCUUCCUCAACUCCAACUCGGCAGAAGCCGUAGCCAUGGGCUUACUCAAGCAGUUCGAAGGGAUGCAACUGCCCGCAGCGUCUGAACUGGAGUGGCUGGUGCCCGAGCAUGACGCCCCGCAGAAGGGUCCGAUAAAGUUUCUUAAAAAGCUUUUUAAGCGCCCCAAGUGGUAUAAGAAAAGACGGCUUUCCGCGAAGCUACUGCUGCUGUUGCCGAUUCCCGAUUCCGUACCCAUCUCUCCGGACGAUGGAGAACACGCCGAUAUUUACAAGCUCCGCAUUCGGGUGCGGGGGAACUUGGAGUGGGCCCCUCCACGCCCGCAGAUCAUCUUCAAUAUCCAUCCAGCACCAACGAGGAAGGCGGCAGUGGCCAAGCAGAAUUACCGCUGUGCAGGCUGUGGGAUCAGGACCGAGUUUGAUUACAUCAAGCGGAUGCGCUACUGCGAGUACCUGGGCAAAUACUUCUGCCAGUGCUGCCACGAGAAUGCCCAGAUCGUCAUUCCCAGCCGGAUCCUUCGCAGGUGGGACUUCGGCAAAUACUACGUCAGCAACUUCUCCAAGGACCUGCUGCACAAGAUCUGGAAUGAUCCCCUCUUCAACAUGCAGGACGUUAACUCUGCCCUCUACCAUAAGGUCAAGCCUCUCAACCAAGUCAGGCUUUUAAGAAUCCAGCUCUACCACAUGAAGAACAUGUUCAAGACGUGUCGCCUAGCUAAAGGACUUCUGGAUGAUUUCGACGCAGUGCCCGGCCACCUGACCGAAGACCUUCACCUUUAUUCCUUAAACGACCUAAGCGCCAUCAAGAAGGGGGAACUCGUUCCCCGCUUGGCCAAGCUCCUCCAGGUGGGAGAGGUCCACGUUGAGAAAUGCAUGCUGUGCCAAGCGAAGGGGUUCAUCUGCGAAUUCUGCCAGAAUGAGGACGACAUCCUGUUUCCCUUUGAGCUGAACAAAUGCAGGACGUGCGAAGAGUGCCGAGCUUGCUACCACAAGGGCUGCUUCCGGUCAGGACCUUGCCCCAAAUGCGCCCGUUUGCAAGCUCGCCGGGAACUCCUGGCUAAGCAGAGUCUGGAAGCCGACCUUUCCGACUACGAACCGGAAGAGGACACGGUAGGAGCAGCCACGUGACGUCCGAGAAGCGGCAGGUCGCCUUGCGGCCUGCGCCUCCAAAGACUGAACUGACCAGCGACGAAGCCAGAUACUCUCCCAUGCUCCCGAAGCCCAAGCAACGGAAAGCCUUCACGGCUUUGGCCCGGGAGAAGUGACGUUUCCUCUCCUUCUGCUGCACUCGAGUGAGCAGGUUUGGCUCCUGUGACCAACCUGGAUGCACAACUUCAAGAUGGAAUUUUCCUUCCUACGGAAAAGCCAGAGGAUUUGGCUCGGUGCGCGUCCUACAAGGGCUUUGCUCCAUCCACGGGGGAGACGCUAAGGAUGGGCUUCCCGGAGGCUGAGUUCCCCGACAGAAUCCGGCCACGCUCGUAAAAAAGGGAAAAACCAACCCUUCUGCCUUGUUUUGACUUGACGUUAUCGGUUGCUGCGUGCCGGAUGAGGCCGUUGCGUUGUUUUUUUUAUUAUUAUUGUUGUGGGGUUUUUUGGCCUUUUUUAAUUUUUCUUUGGAUAAUCCCCGCCUCAAAUUUUCUCUUCAUUUUUCUUUGCUCAACCUCACUCCUGUUUCGUCCGAGGAGCCAGAAACGGAGCAAAAAGUAUUAAAAAAAAAAACACCUAUCCUUUUAAAUCGUGGGAAAAUGUUAGUGGGGAAACGGGAGUUGGAUAACCAGAAUGGCACACCUGGAUUGGGGCGGUGCUGCGGGCUAGGGGAGCUCCUUACACACAUACAACACAAACUCACACUUUUCUCUUCUUGCCUGAAAGGUCUUUCUCGUAAGAGGAAUAAUGUCAGUCAAUUGCAAACUGGUUCCAGUGCAGGGCUCUCCAACCUUGGAAACUUUUAAGAUUUUAAGAACUCUGGGAGUUGAAGUCCACAAGUCUUAAAAGUUGCCAAGGUUGAGAGAACCCAGUGAGAGGAAAAUUGGUGUUUUUUUUUUUCCGCAACAGGAAACUCCCUUUGCAAUAGCCCCGCUUCCUUCAGCUUUUUUCAGGCUGCAGCCCCCUCUUCUAAGCCAUCGUGGGCACUGGAUCAGGGGUGUUAGAGGCCCCCACACAGCUGGAAGAAAGGGGGCCAAGCUUGAAGGCCUGCUCUAAACAGCUCCUGACAGCAGAGUGGGAAGAGGGUUCCAGAUUAACUGGUAGAGGUAUCUUGGGGGUUCUAAUGCUGCUCUACCUCCCCUGAUAUCUGUGGGCUUUGAGAUAUGUGGCCAAAGUAGGUUAGGAAGUGAGGUGAGUGGAGGUCGUCUGUUGCUUGGAGGUUUCUGGCUGGCCAGGUGAGAUUUCUGGCAGGUUGCAUGGCCACAUUCCUAAGUGACUCCGUAGAGUAGGGGUCUCCAACCUUGGUCCCUAAGUCUUGUGGACUUCAACUCCCAGAGUCCCUCAGCCAGCAAAGCUGGGAGUUGAAGUCCACAAGUCUUAAAGGGACCAAGGUUGGAGACCCCUGCCGUAGGGAGACCGUCAAAGCUGGGAAACCUAUCGUUACAAUCUCACUUUGAGGACAGAAAUUUAAGAAGGCUGCAGAUUCCGAAGGCCAAUCUAUAGCGAUCACCUUCUGCCCCGAUUUACAGGACUUCUCCAAGGGGCGCGGUUUUAUUUGACUUUAAGGUUGCUGAUCCUCAUUAAGGUUGCUGUCGCGUAAGCUGCAGAGCGUUUUGAGAGUCUCUGCUUUCCCUUCCCUUUAAAUCGGGUCUCCAACCUUGGCCGCUUUAAGAUUUGUGGACUUCAGCUCCUAGAAUUCCUCAGCCAGCGAAGCUUCGCUGGCUGAGGAAUUCUGGGAGUUGAAGUCCACAAGUCUUAAAGUUGACAUGUUUGGAGAAUUAAAAAUGGCAGUCAAGAGAGACCUGAAAAAUUACAAUUGCACCAUUUUAUUUUUAUUUUUAAAUCACAACGUGGAUGGAUCCAAACAUCCCUGCAUUGCUUAAAAAAGAAAAGCCAUUUUCUUCAUCCCAGAACCACAAGCUUUAACAGCUGCUUUCUUCCGAGGCUUAAAUUUGAUCCUAGAUACUUAAAAAAAAAAAAAACCAGGAAAGCAACAUACAACUCAUUCCAAAUUCCAGAAAGAAAAUGCUAGCUCCGUUAAGCAAUAUCAAAAAUUGAGAUCGGUUUUUAUGACUUGACUCCGGGAUGGGCAGAUGUUAACAUCCCAUCCGGGCUAUAUGAGCGAUAGCAGCAGAGGAGGAAAAAAACGAAAUUAAUCCGUCAAGAUUGGCAAGGCAGGAAGGAUUUGCAACAAGACAAACAUCCUUUUCACUACCUUCUUUGCAGUUUAGAGAAGCUCUCGUCUGCAAACUCUGCCGGGCUGCAGAGAGAACAUUCUGGAACAGGGCUUUUCAAUCGUGGCCGCUUGAAGAUGGGAUGGACGUCAACUCCCGAAAUUCCCUAGCCAACAACUCCAAAUUCUGGGAGUUGGAAGUCCACCCAUCUCCAAGCAGCCGCGAUUGAGAAACGCUGUUCUAGGACCCAGAAAAGCCAGUGAUCCAAAAUUGAACAGUAAAUUGAAACUCAAAGCAGUUGAUUCCUCCUUUGCUCAACAUCCAUUCUGGUGCAACAUCCCUCGUUUCCCCCAUAUCAAAUCUCCCAACUGAAUUUGCACAAUUUCUUCCUGAAAAUGUCCCCUUCCUUAGCUUUGUGGCCAAGCGAAGCAAACCAAUUUAACCUCCAAGGUCAUUUAAUCUGAACCGUUUUAACCGAGGGAGUCCUGAUCUCACCCCGAUAAUUACAUUUAUAUUAAGUAUAUUUAUGUUUGUUCUGACUCUUGUCCACCCCCUUAAAUAUAUAUAUAUAUCUGACUCCCUGCACACUUUUUAACGCACUUGGUGGGGGGGGGAAAUAACAAAUGUGCACUGCGGGUUUUUUUUAAAAUCGGAUUCCUUCCACUGUGUUGCUUCCAGCAAAUUGUUUGAAGAUGUUGGGGAUGUUUUAUUUCUCUUUUGCUAAUUUUCUAAAAGCACUGAUUUAGUUUUACAUAAACCAGCAAGGAGGCAGUAGGUUCUAAAACAGAGGUCUUCAAACUUGGCAGCUUUAAGACUUGUGGACUUCAACUCCCAGAAUUCCUCCGUCACUCAUGCCUUUUCUUGCCCCUUAGAACAGGGGUCUCCAACCUUGGUCCCUUUAAGACUUGUGAACUUCAACUCCCAGAGUCCCUCAGCCAGCAAAGCUGGCUGAGGAACUCUG